Odontomachus brunneus is the source of this 7648-nucleotide messenger RNA. RefSeq names its product alpha-mannosidase 2 (gene alpha-Man-IIb). Lineage: Eukaryota; Metazoa; Arthropoda; Insecta; Hymenoptera; Formicidae. Gene Ontology annotation, cellular component: Golgi membrane. Gene Ontology annotation, molecular function: carbohydrate binding; alpha-mannosidase activity. Gene Ontology annotation, biological process: mannose metabolic process; protein deglycosylation; N-glycan processing. The transcript is spliced from 7 exons. The record is from RefSeq and is a predicted model, not a curated record. The coding region runs from base 1951 to 5250 and encodes 1099 amino acids.
UCGCUCACCCUCUUCCAGACCAUAGCGCCGUUUCGGCGUCUCUGUUCUUCACACUCGCGCAGGUCGAGUACCACCGUCGGAAGGUCGUCCGGCCUGUGUUCCUCUCUCUCUCUUUCUCGCUCGCUCUCGCCAACAGCUCUCGUUCUCCUCGCUUUGCUCACCUUCUCCCCCGUGUUCUCUCUUUCACUCCCUCUCCCUCUCGCUCCCUCUCUCGCUCUCGCUUUUCGCGACGCGUCGAAUGGUGGGGCGCGGGUGAACGCGGGUCGGACGACAGUCCUUCCGCGGAUUGCGGAGGUCGUGUCGUCCAAGUCUCGUGCUCUCGAUGCUUGUCUCGUUAUCCUCUCGACGCCAGCUCGGCGUGCAGUUCUCGCGAGACGCGGUCGACGUGAGCCCCCGCGUGGCAUGGCCGUAGAGUGGACGCACGGAGAAGCGCACACAGAAAGAGAGAGAGAGGGGGGGAAAGAGAGACAGAAACAGAGAUAAAGGGAGAGGGAGAGAAAGGCACAGGAGCAGCGUAGGAAAGCGUCGUCGCCGCUCGCUCGUCGCUUCUCGUCCUUCGAAGAACACCACUGUCGUGUUGCACCGCGACGAACCCUUGUCUCGCGACUCUCUCGCGACGUGUCGCGUGGGCGCCCAUCGCGACGCCGACACCGCGCCUAACUUCCCGUAUCUCCGCGAGGUUACCGGUCACGUCGUAUCGGACGACACCAACUGUCAUCGUUCACGGUGCACCGCGUGUGCUGCGACGCGUGCACGAGAGAGCGCGCGAUUUCCUUACACUAUGGUGGUGGUGCAGGAGCCCCAUAAUCCACGCCGAGCGCGAUCAAUGUCAGAGCAUGACGAUCGACUAACGUAUUCUCGUAACACCAGAUAGGUUCAACUGCGCUGCGACUGAUCGCUGCGACUGAUCGAUGCGACUGAUCGGCGUGACGUCACGUGCACUCGGAUUUCGGAACGUGCAAUUGGUGCGUCGCGACCGAGCUGUGUUCCAGAGAACUCCCUAGGAUCCCAUCGGGAUCCUAUUCCGUAAAUUGGUAAUCCGACACCACGACUGACGAUCGAGGGAUCACUCGUCCGGCACACGGCUCGGAAAGCCACUCGCGGGCAGGCGUCGACAUUCCGAUGGACAUUUCGGACGGUACGUACAUAAAACUGUACAUAUCAAUCGGCGAUCGAUGCUUCGCGCGCGACAAGCUUCGUUCGAACGUUCACGCGUCGCGUAACGACUCUCGUCGCGAUUACAUCGAAUGACAGUCGUUUACCUUUGUGGCGAUCUCGACGCGGAACGCGAACACCGGCUCGAAGAAACGAAUCCGCGAGAUUCCUCGUAUCCGUGGGAUCCUCUAUCGACUCGGAUUUAUCGUUCAUGGCGCGAAGUGCAAAGUGAACAGUGUGCGCGAGGGGGAAGGUGCAAGCGGCUCAACGAAUCGCCGCGUAGCGGCGCUAGUCACGUGACGCGCUCAAAUUCGACUGCCCGCUCCCUUGACUUUGAACGACCCGCCAUUCCGCGAGAGUCUGUCGAGCCGAGGUGAGCGGACAGGUUGGUCAAAACUAAAGCGCGUCUCUCGGAGUGGGGCCGGAGUGAGUAGUUUCGGUGCUCGUUCACGGCGAGUAAGUACCGCGUCGCGGAGUGCCGCGUUGAUAGUUUCGUGUGACCGGACGAGGAGAAUGUGACUGGCCCGGGAUCGUCGAACGCGAUCGUCGAAGGCGCCCUUGACGGCUUCGUCGCGGCCACAUGCGGAGCUGUGAUGACUGCGGUUCGUCCCUGCUGCGCGGUUGCCCAUGAAGUCCACGUACGACGCUGCCAGGAGCAAAGAUCGAUCGUCGAUCGCCGUGGUCCUCGCCGUCGUUGCUGACUCGACGCAAGCUCGCUGUCGCACGAUCCGCUGGAGCUCUAGAUGAAUCACGAUCUACCGUCGUGCUCGAAUCGAAUCACAGACCGACCGAAACAUGUACAAGAUACUGCGCCGCGGCUCCGGCCGCGUGUUCGUCCUCUGCAUCGUGCUCCUGUCGCUCUUGCUGUGUCUGUACUACGUCAGUCAGGUACAGGCGCCGUCCACCGGCCAUCCCGCGGCCAUCCUGAACGAGGAGCUCAGGUACGACCGCAGUCUGACCUCCGUCACUCCGGAUUACAGCGAGUCGCCGGACGCUCAGGUGUCCCUCGCCACCUGUCCCAUAAUCGUGCCGCGCAACGCGGACAUCGACGCCCAGCAGGAGUUCAGCAAGUUCGACUUCCAACCGUCGUGGAUGCGAAGCCGGGAAUAUUGGGACGACAGUUUUGAGGCGCGUUUCGGCGAGCUGCGGAAAGACCCGACGAGGCCGCCCUUGAAGGUUAUCCUUGUGCCUCACAGCCACACUGACCCGGGAUGGCUGAAGACAUUCGAGCAGUACUUCCACAGUUCCACGAGGAGCAUUCUAAACAACAUGGUCUCGAAACUGCAGCAAUGGCCGAACAUGACCUUCAUCUGGAGCGAGGUGUCCUUCUUGUCGCUGUGGUGGGACAGCGCUCAUCCGACGAAGAAGAUGGUGGUAAAGAGACUGGUCAAGGACGGUCGACUGGAGAUGACCACAGGCGGCUGGGUGAUGACCGACGAGGCUACUUCCCACAUCUACGCGAUGUUGGACCAACUCAUUGAGGGUCACCAGUGGCUGAAAACGAAUCUCGACGUGGUCCCCGAGUCGGGCUGGUCAGUCGAUCCGUUCGGCCACGGCAGCACCAUACCCUAUUUCCUCAAGGCGUCCGGCGCGUCCGGCACGGUGAUCCAGAGGAUACACUACGCGUGGAAGCAGUGGUUCGCCAAGAAGCAAUACGGCGACUUCGUGUGGCGGCAGCCAUGGGACCGCACCGGCGCCGCCGACAUGCUCACCCACAAUCAGCCCUUCGACAUCUACAACAUCAAGCACUCGUGCGGGCCGCAUCCGCACGUGUGCCUGAACUUCGACUUCCGAAAGAUACGCGGCGAGUACACCGAGUACUCCGUAAGGGCGGUUGAGAUCACGCCCAACAAUGUGAAGCAGAUGGCCGAGUUGUUGUUGGAGCAGUACGCGAGAACCGGCUCCUUGUUCACUCACAAUGUUGUGCUGAUGCCCCUCGGCGACGACUUCAGGUACGACCACGCGAUCGAGUGGGAUCAACAGUAUACCAACUACAAGAUUCUGAUGGACUAUAUAAACAGUCGCAAGGAGGAGUACAACGCCGAGGUGGUGUUUGGCACGCCCAAGGACUACUUCAACGAGAUACAAAAGCGCGUGGAGCAAUUCCCGUCGCUGACGGGCGACUUCUUUGUCUACUCCGAUAUAUUCAGCGAGGGUAGACCGGCGUAUUGGAGCGGCUACUUCACCACCAGACCCUAUAUGAAAAUCUUGGACCGUGAGCUCGAGGCGAAUCUCAGAUCCGCCGAGAUCCUUUACACGAUCGCGCUGAAUCUCGCCAAGCAGUCGGGCAAGGAUAUCAAGCUCUACGAGACGUAUUUCGAGAAACUAGUGAAGGCGAGGCGUAAUCUGGGCCUCUUCCAGCACCACGACGCGAUCACGGGCACCUCCAAGUCCUUCGUCAUGAAGGACUACGCUCUGAAACUCUUCGAGUCAAUCUCAGACACGACGAGCCUACAGAGUUUCGCUAUACAGUCGCUGGCGGCGGUGACGACCAAGUCGAAUUCCGUCUACGUGUUGGCCGAGUCGGACAGAGACAGCUACGAGAAGCUACCGAAGAAGAUACCGAUCGGAGUGAACGGCCACGAAACGCGGAAGAUCGUUUUAUUCAAUCCGCUGGCGCAACCCAGGCAAGAAGUGGUCAGUCUUAAGAUCACUUCCUACAAGAUCCGAGUCCUGGAUCCCCAGAGGAACCCUAUCCCUUAUCAGAUCGCACCGGUGAUGAACGCCACGAGCAUCACCCACGACGUCUACGUGCUCUUGUUCGUAGCCGAACUAAAGCCCCUGUCGAUCGCCACGUAUCACCUGCAGCAGAUCGACAAGGUGCCGAUAGAAGCCGUCUCGACGGUGUACUGCACCCGUUGCGGCAAGGACAACGUGUUCCCCAUCAAGUCGAUGCAGGUGGGCGACGUGCAGCUGGAGAACCAGCGGAUGAAGCUGCUGUUUGACGGACAGACCGGCUUCCUGAAGCGCGUCACCAAGAAGUCCACCGGAAAGAUUAUGCAGUGCGCGGUGCAGUUCGCGGCGUAUCCGUCCGCGCAGUUCCACAGCGGCGCUUAUCUCUUCAUGCCUGAUCCGAAUCUGCGGGACACCGACAAGGACGUGUUGGAGGCAUACACGCCGCAUCAGAAGAUCUACAUCGUCAGUGGCAGCCUCAGCUCUCGCCUCACCGUCGAAUACGGCAAGCUGCUGACGCACCACGUGGCCAUUUACCACCACGACGGCGGUCUCGGCGAGGCCAUCUACCUCCGCAACAUCGUGGACUUCGAGACGCCGCCGAAGAACCGCGAGACCGAGAUGUUCAUGCGCCUGCAGACGGACAUUUCUAACAACGACCCGCCAGAGUUUUACACCGACCUCAACGGUCACCAGAUGAUCAAGCGCACCAAGAUUGAGCGAAUCGGCAUCGAGGGCAAUUACUUUCCCAUCACGACUAUGGCUUACAUCGAGGACAAUAGUCAUCGGUUAACAUUGUUGGUUAAUCAUUGUCAAGGUGCGGCCAGCUAUCAACCCGGCUGGCUGGAGGUCAUGCUGGACAGAAGAACUUUGUACGACGACUCCAGGGGAAUGGGCGAAGGUCUACUGGACAAUCGCAGGACCGUCAUCAAGCAUUGGCUGCUGCUUGAAGACAUAAGCGGUGUGAGGGACGCCUAUUCAAAGCCGUCACUUUACGCGAACCACUUGAGCAACGCGCUUAACUACCCGGUCAACAUCUUCGUGGUGGACGGCAACGAGCAAGAGGUCACCAUGGCGCCCGAGAUCCGGCUGUUGAGCCAGAGCUUCCCGUGCGACCUGCACCUGCUCAACCUGCGCACUAAUCACGACCAGAAGCUGCCGCAUUUCCCGGUCAACAGCGCUCUCAUGGUGCUGCACAGGCAAGGCUACAGCUGCUCCGUGGGCAUCGACACGGUGCUGAAGCAUUGUCCGCUCACCAGUCGACUGUCACCGGGUACCGCGUUCUACAAGCUCGACAACGUCAACGUCACGAAGACGUCGUUAACCGGCACGCGACCAGGCGCUCGACUCAAAGACGGUCUUCAGGAGGUCGGCCUGCAACCGAUGCAGGUCGAGACGUACAACGUGAACUUCGUGCUAUGAUUGUGAGCCCGUUGUUCGGCUGGCCUGCCUUGCCGCGUGUGAUGAACGAUUUACGGAAGCUUCGAGAGUGUGUGUCCGCCUUUUCCGAACGACACUGCCGAUACGAUCAUACUAAGUAUACUACCUCUUAGACUUUUCGCGAUAACCCGCGACCUGCUUGGUGGCGGCGGAGGACUCAGUGUGUUCAUGAACGCGCGCGGCAUUUCUCGUGGUAUAAAACGACGUAGAGGAUGAGAACAAGAGAGAAAGAGAGAGAAAGAGAGAGAGAGACAGAGGGCGAAAGGGAUACGUUAUAGUAAAUAUUGAAAUGGGUAAUAAUUAAUCUUCUCGGGACAAUUAAAGUAUGAAAUAAUUGACCCUUCCGACUGGGUCGAUUGAGACGAAUUCUUUCGUGCUAGAAAGAGCUUUACAAAUUUUUCAUCAAUGUUUAAUUACACAAUUGUACAUAGAGGAGGAGUUUUCCCAUCGGUCUCUCACGAUUCCGAGCAUGGUGGUGUAUCAUAUUGGCCUAGUGAUCGAUUCUAUGUGCACUUUAUUUCCCAUCCCGCUCCCCCUUGACACCUAGUUUCUAAGUAGAUUCUCUUCCACUAAACGCGCUUCUAAUUUUCAUAGACAAUACUGGAAGCGGGAGUUUUAUAACAGCAUGAGCAUUUGUAAAUUUUUGAGCUACAACUACGAGUUUGGCGAGUUCGCAUCGAACAAACAAAUUGACUCGGAAACUUUUCACGCUGAUUCCACUCCUGAUUUCCACGCUGAGUCGAGGAGUUAGUUUAUAGCCGAAUUUCACUCUGGACGGGGAUUUCGCGUCGCGUCGCGAUUACGUUCUGCGAGAAAGUUUUACGGAUCGACGGAGAGAGGACGGGUGUAAAUACUUGAACCGACACGGCGCAGUUGAUGACGACAAACAUUCAAUUUGCGUGCGCCAUAUUGUACAUAUUGCUCCUUGUAUUACAAUGUAUCCUUGUGUUUGAAUUUAUUACGACGAGAAUGAAAAGUGUUUUGACGAGAAAGCGAAUAGGGGAGAAACGGAAAGAGAAAGAGUAUGCACGUGAAUAUAUAGAUAUACUUACAAGAAAACAUACAUGGAAACAUGCUUCAGUGAUUUUUAUAGGCUUUGGAUUUGUGUACAAUAAGUUGUAAAAAUUAUAAAUGAUGUACAAAAAAUAAGAGACAUGUAUUUUUCUUUGGAUAUUUACACGUCUAGGGAUUGGAACAAUUGCUCGAAAAUGAAUAUGAUAAAUUGAUUUCGAGCGAAUAUCUUCGAAUCACUGUGAAGUGAUCACUGUGGAAUAAUACUUUUAGUGAACAUUUUAUGGUAUCCUGACGCUCUUCAGAAUUGCAUGUAAGUUUUUCAAAAAUAUAAACAUGUAUCUAAGUUCUCAACAUACUCUCGAGAGUUUCAUGUGAUACUUUUAAAAAAUUUAUAAACCUAUAAAACUUUUGUUUAUAUAGGCAUGCACAUGCAAAAAAGCACGUGUCUCUAAUUGGAGGUAGUCCAAAGCCCAUUAAAAUCGAUCAGUAAUUUUCCAUAUGUUUCCUUGUCAAUGAUUUAUCCCAAAUUUCGCGAAUCUGAUAACUAUGUAUAAUAUAAUUCUAUGUGUAUACAUGUAUGUAUUUACACAUAGAUAUAUAUACAUAUAUAUACAUAUAUGUAUAUAUAUGUUUUUGCUGAUCUGUACUUUAAUUAUUUCUUCCAUAAUGUAGUGCGUUUUCCACAAUUUCAAACGCAUUUUAUUUAUUUAUACGGUAGAUAUCAUGGAGACACAAAGAGAGAGAAAGAGAGAGAAAGAGAGAAAGAAAGAAAGAAAGAGAGAGAGAAAGACAAACGGACAGAUAACGACAGACAGCACUUUUUAUUACGCAUAUAAAAUAUAUAUGUAUAUAUUAUAUUGUACAUAUCAAAUCCUAACUCGCGAUCUAAAUAACCGACAUCGUAGAUAAUCCUUGUGAUAGCGAAGCGAUGUAAAGAAAAAAUCUUACACGUCUAUUUUCAUAUGUCAAAUAUUUUGCUAUAUCGCGGCCCUCUCUCUCUCUCUCUCUCUCUCUCUCUGUUUCUCUCUCUCUCCUUCUCUCUCUUUUUCUCUAUUUGCGAUAGAUAAAUCUUAACAGCGAGGUCCGCUUUUUUUAAACAAUCCGUAAUCGACGCAAGAGUUUAUGUAGAUCGUUUAAAGAGCGAGACCGAAUCUCUUUUCGUGAACGAGGGGAACACGAUCCGGAGAGAUUCUCUUUGUGUAUCGUAUGUAUGCGAUCGAUCUGAAAAUAUAACGAACAUGCGGCGACGAAUGGCGGGAAUGUCUCUCAAAGCUAACGCGGGAGUAGCGAGUCCCGACCGAACGAGGUGAACGAAGGUAAUUUGUACUGCGAACCACUUGUAAAUAAUAAAAUACUGCGAGGAAGA